Messenger RNA from Musa acuminata AAA Group (dessert banana), 1571 nucleotides. RefSeq names its product ethylene-responsive transcription factor ERF118-like. Gene Ontology annotation, molecular function: DNA binding; DNA-binding transcription factor activity. The record is from RefSeq and is a predicted model, not a curated record. The transcript has 2 exons. Gene Ontology annotation, biological process: regulation of DNA-templated transcription. The coding region runs from base 462 to 1319 and encodes 285 amino acids. NCBI's taxonomy places the organism in Eukaryota, Viridiplantae, Streptophyta, Magnoliopsida, Zingiberales, Musaceae.
CGUAAUCCGACCAUCUCCCAUCUCUCUACCGACCUACUAUAAACCCUCCCCUUUCCUCUCUCACACUGUCUCCCUCUCUUUUGCUUGCUCCAAAACCGAGGAGAAAGAGAGAGAGAGGGAGGGGACGAGAGAGGGAGCUCUGAUUUAUGUCUACGAGCACUGCUGCCUCGUUCCAUCGUCAAGCUCGAGCUCUCUGGACUCGCCCCUUCCUUACCUCUGCUCUUGAAUUCAUGACUCCGAACACCGAUUCGAUGCGCUUGAAUUCGUCGGGUGCUGGUUUUGGAGUGGAGUCCUUUGGGUUUCUCCUCCUGGAUCGGUAUUUCUUCAUCUUCUUGCUUCGGAUUAGAGGAGGAACCCUACCUUGACCAACCCUGUUCUCUCUCCUGCUAUUUUUUCUUGUGUUUUGCCCUUUUCUUUUGUGUUGUUUCCGAAUUUUGGGGGAGUUCCAGAGGGAGAUUAAGAUGAUGGAGCCGCGGAUUCAACAGCUCUGGAGCCGAUACAGGAUGCGAAGGAAGAGGAAGAUGAAGAAGUUAGACAGCUUGUGUUCGAUCAGAGAUCUGAAACCACCGAUGAUGAGGAGGAAGAUGAGUAGUGGGAAGUUGGAGAGGUCGAGCGCCGCCAGAUCGACUCCCGUCCAAAGAAUCAGGGUCUUCUUCACCGAUCCCGAUGCCACCGACAGCGACGACGGCGACGAGGCUGUGAUGAAGCAGUGUAAGCGAGUGGUCCGGGAGAUCCACGUGGACCGGAUCGCUAAAACCCUAAAAACCCCAGCCGAUCCGGAGAACGAGAGGAGGCAGAAGAAGAAGAAGGAAGCGGCGAGAGUGGCGGUGCCGUCGCCCGCGGCCACCGGCAGGCACAAGGGCGUCCGGCAGCGGCGGUGGGGCAAGUGGGCGGCGGAGAUCCGGGACCCCAUCCGACGCGCCCGCCUCUGGCUCGGUACCUUCGCCACCGCCGAGGAGGCGGCUGCCGCGUACCGGGCUGCCGCGUCACGGCUGGAGGAGGAGAAGCGCCGUCUCCAGCACUCUGGGCCGGCGGAGGGCUCGGCCUAUUCCUUCGUCUCCGUCCCGUCCCCGUCCUCAGUCCUCACACCGCCAGCGACGACGGCGAAGGAGAAGGCUGAGAGAACCAUCGCGGAGCUCUUCAGGGAGAGGCGGGUAGAGGUACCGGCCGAGAUGGACUUCGAUGCGCUUGACGGAGAUGCGCCGUUCUUGCUGGGCGAGCUGGGGGAUGACUUGAUCGGAUUCGACGAUGGAUUUGACGAUCUCCCACUCUGGGGGCAGACAUUGGACGGUGGAGAUUUCUCCUUCCUCGAUCUCUAGCUUCAUUUUUGCAGCGUAAAUGGUCACAGGAAAAAAGAAUUAUAUAUAUUAUACUUUUAUGGUUAGCUUUAUAGUGUGUCAGAGGUGGAGGUUUUGGUUCACUCAGCCCUAUUUUUGCAGCUUAAGAAGGGCAGAGAAAAAUAUUAGCUGGGAGACAGUAGAAUAUGAUAGGAUUUUGGAAAUUGUAAUAAUCAAAAUAUAUAUUGUGAGAUAUAUAUAUAUAUAUAUAGUAUGUGACGUGGAGUUUGUAGA